Messenger RNA from Rubroshorea leprosula, 880 nucleotides. NCBI's taxonomy places the organism in Eukaryota, Viridiplantae, Streptophyta, Magnoliopsida, Malvales, Dipterocarpaceae. The record is from the annotation of a GenBank genome assembly.
AGAAAGCCAGUACCAGAACAGGGUCCACUAGGGUGCUGUAGGAGAAGCGAAAAUGGCAGCCAUGGCUGCACUGCAGAGCUCAAUGAGCGCUCUUUCUCUCUCCUCAAGCUCUUUCUUCGGCCAACGCCUCUCUCCGCCUCCUCUCUUCCCUUUUCCGGUAAAGUCAAGGCAGAACCGAUGUCUCAUUGUAAUGAAGCUUAAAAGAUGGGAGCGGAAGGAAUGUAAGCUGAACAGCCUUCCAGUUCUACAUAAAAUGCAUGUGAAGGUAGGAGAUAUGGUUCAAGUAAUAUCUGGGCGUGAUAGGGGUAAAAUUGGAGAGAUUACAGAGAUUUUUAAGCACAACAGCACUGUCAUAGUGAAAGAUAUAAACUUGAAGACGAAGCAUCAGAAGAGCAAAGAAGAGAGUGAACCAGGGCAGAUAACUAAGAUCGAAGCACCUAUUCACAGCUCAAAUGUGAUGCUCUAUUCCAAAGAACAAAACGUAGCAAGCCGUGUGGGUCAUAAAGUGCUAGAUAAUGGUAAAAGAGUCCGCUACCUCAUAAAGACUGGAGAAAUAAUGGACAGUGAAGAUAAUUGGAAGAAAUUGAAGGAAGCCAAAAGAGAAAAAACUGAAGUCGCUUUAACUUCAAAGUAACUCAGCGCCUGUCCUCACUGCAAUGUACUUUAUGUAAUCCUUAUCCCAAUGUCCCUACAAUCUUCCAUCAUUGCUUAUCAAUUACAGUAAACAUCUUGAAAUAAUCUUGUUGUUAACCUAGCUAAAGAGGAACGGUUUCAGGGGUGGUAAAUAUCUUUGAAUGGUCAGUAAUUGUCAUAUGAAAAAGAUCAAUGUGUAGAAUCAAGCAUGAAGCUUUGUUUUAUAAUUGCAGCAUGUUCUCUUGCU